UUGCGUCGCUUUAUUCUUUCAGAUCACAUCAUCACUAUCAUCAAAUACGAGAGAAGUACUCGUGUUAAGUUGUUAUUAAUGUGUUGUUUAUUGUUUACAUGUUGAGUUCAAUCUCCAGAAGUGGAUUUUUUUCUAUCGGCUUGUUAAUUAUCGGUGAACAAUGAUAUCUCUGCGAUACACCAGGAAUCUCUUUCUGAGAUCGUUCUGCAUAGUCUACCUCUUUGCAUUUAUUUCGUUCUACAUCCAAAUCCCCGGAUUGUACGGCGAUAAUGGAAUAUUACCGGCAAAAUCGUUGUUGGAAAACAGUAAACACAAGACUUUAUCAGCCAAAGUACAUUAUCAACCCACAUUACUGUGGCUUGCCCCCUACUUGGGCUUGGAUGUGAAUUAUGCGUUGGAUGUGUUGGCACUGCUUGGGAGCUUUUUAGCAUUUACAGGGUUUAUCUCCCAAAAGUUUUGUACAAUUCCACUCUUUGCUGGGUUGUGGUCUUUAUAUUUCUCUCUUUAUCAAGUUGGGCAAGUUUUUGUGAGCAAUAAUUACGACGAAUUUUUACUAGAGGCCGGUUUUCUUGUUCUCCUGGUGGCCCCUUUACUCCCUGGCAGGAGAAAGGGUUCGAAAGUUUUACCCAGCGAUUCUAUUAGUUUCUGGCUGGUGCGUUGGUUACUGUUUCGAUUUUUGUUAACCUGUGGCCUAUUAAAAUUCAUCAGUGGUUGCCCCAAGUGGUGGACUUUAUCUGCAUUUAAUUACUAUUUUGAAACUUUACCAUUACCAACACCACUCUCUUGGUACUUCCAUCAAAUUCCGAGCUGGUACUUGAAACUGUUCGGCGUUAUUGCCAAUGUUUGUGAGAUUGGUAUUCCGUUUUUAUUCUUCGUCCCGAUUCGAGCGGUGCGCAUCACCAGUUUUAUGAUACAAAUAUUCCUACAAAUAUCUAUUGUACUUACUGGCAAUUAUAACUUUACCAACUUGUUGAUGGUAACUCUACUUUUAUCUUUACUGGACGACCAGUUCUUUUACGGCCGCCGCAAACCCUUCACCAAGUGGACUUUUAUCGAAAAAGUCAUCAAUAUUUUGACAUAUGGCGCUCUUUUAUUGGCCGUUGUUAAGUUAUAUUCUUUGAAACUCGACGGGACGAUAAUUGAAUCCAAUAUUGCAUUUACGAAGGACCAGUUUGAGUAUGUCCUCAAGCAAGGUCUCACAAUCACCAUAUACUUGGGUUUGAUCUCAUUGGCUGUUACAAUUCUGCGAGCCCUCUCGAUCUCCUUGUUUGACGUUCAGGGAUCAAAAGUAUUCACAAUUAUUACAACAAUUCUGUAUUCGGGAAUCGCCGUACUUCUAUUUUUCGCUAGUACCGUUCCUCUCGCGUCUUUACACACAGCAUCCAAUUCAACCGUUCAUCCAAGUGUCCGCACUGUAUAUAACCGACUUCAUAAACUGCAUGCUGUCAACCAGUAUGGACUUUUCCCAAAAAUGAUGGGAGUGGAUGGUCGUCCUGAAGUUAUCCUUGAAGGUUCCGACAAUGUUGAGGGCCCAUGGCUCGAAUAUAACUUCCUGUACAAGCCGGGAAAUGUGAACCACUCCUUACCUUUUGUUGCACCAUACUCUCCCAGGUUGGACUGGCAGAUGUUCUGGGCGGCUUACAACACUUACGACAAGCAGCCUUGGAUUUUGAGUUUAACUCACCGAUUAUUGACGGGGAAAGCCGAAGUUUUGGCUCUUUUGGACAGACACCAUUCACCGUUCAACCAAAAACCGCCAAAAUACAUCCGAGGAAUUCUCUAUAAAUACAAGUAUUCGUCGUGGAGUCAAAGGUCGCAGCCCUCGUGGUGGGUUCGCCAAAAAGUGGGUGAAUAUUUCCCCGCCUACACAAAAGAGUCUCCAGCUUUGGUGGAUUACUUAAAGGCUAGGAACCUCUUGCCUACGUCUUCGAAACAGACUGUCAACCCCAUUUGGAAGCAGAUUUUGGAUGGGGUGAGGUAUAUUACAGGGCAUUUAGAAGCUACUUUGCUUUUGUGGUCAGUUUUUACGGCUGGUUGUGCCAUUAUUACAACUUCUGCCAAGAAAUAAGAACUGAAUUUGAGUCACUAGUUUUUAUUUUCUCAUUGAAAAGUUUCAGUUAAGGAUCUUUAUGGUGUGAUUUUUUUUAUUUUUAUAUGUGCACACACUAAUUUAUCGAGUAAUUUCACCCCUCCAUUUAGAUCAGAAUAUGUCAUACGAUAUUGUUAUCAGGUUUGUCCCGUGUGAAGUUUUUAAAUGUAAUGUUUUUGUUAGUAAAGUGCAAAUAUAUCAUUUAUUUAAAAA
Messenger RNA from Tribolium castaneum (red flour beetle), 2302 nucleotides. RefSeq names its product lipase maturation factor 2. The record is from RefSeq and is a predicted model, not a curated record. Gene Ontology annotation, biological process: protein maturation. NCBI's taxonomy places the organism in Eukaryota, Metazoa, Arthropoda, Insecta, Coleoptera, Tenebrionidae. Bases 161 to 2068 code for a protein of 635 amino acids. The transcript has 10 exons. Gene Ontology annotation, cellular component: endoplasmic reticulum membrane.